AUGAUUAACGCAUUAGUUAUAAUCCCAUUAGUAAUAGGAAUAGUAAUAUUUUAUGGUUUACUUUACUACUACUACAAAGAUGGGCUUAAAGCACUUUUGUCCCUUCUUAUAAUAUUAAGUUCCAGUAAAAACAUUUUAUUUAGUCUUCCAAAAUAUAAUUCUACUUCUGGAGGAUUUGAAUGUGAUGCAGGAACUUCUGAAAGUUCCAGAAUUUCGCAUACCACCAUUUUUGAACAAAUUUCAGGAUUUGGAUCUCUCAUUGGAUUAAUUUUUAAUGUUACAUUUUAUGGUGUAACCUCUAAAUUCAAAUUAAGAACAACUUAUAUUAUUGAUGAUUUAUUGAUUCUUAUAUCUUUUAUUACUCCUAUCACUUCAUGGUUCUUUAGCACUAAAAUCCUUUAUACUUUCUUUUAUGUUAGAAAUGGUCAACCUCAACCUCUACUUAUAGCUUCUGUUUCAGUUUUU
Cetraspora pellucida is the source of this 465-nucleotide messenger RNA. The record is from the annotation of a GenBank genome assembly. Lineage: Eukaryota; Fungi; Glomeromycota; Glomeromycetes; Diversisporales; Gigasporaceae.